ACUGUGGCUCUGUGCGCGCUGCCGGCCGCUGCUCUCUCCAGCCUCUGAAGAAGAAAGCCCCUGAGCCGCUGUCGCUUGAACCAUGGCUUCGGGCCGAAGGGGUUGGGACAGCUCCCACGAGGACGACCUGCCUGUGUACUUGGCCCGUCCGGGCACCACAGAUCAGGUCCCACGGCAGAAGUACGGUGGCAUGUUCUGCAACGUGGAGGGUGCCUUCGAGAGCAAGACGUUGGAUUUUGAUGCCCUGAGUGUGGGACAGCGCGGCGCCAAGACUCCCCGGAGCAGCCAGGGCAGCGGCCGUGGCGCAGGGAACCGGCCCGGGAUGGAAGUGGACGCGCGCAGGGGCCCGGGCCGGGAGGAGAGCAGGGAACCCGCGCCGGAGUCCCCCAAGCCCGCUGGGGUGGAGAUCCGGAGCGCCACCGGCAAGGAGGUCUUGCAGAACCUUGGUCCCAAGGACAAGAGUGACCGUCUUCUAAUCAAGGGAGGGAGAAUCGUCAAUGAUGAUCAGUCCUUUUAUGCUGAUAUUUACAUGGAGGAUGGCUUAAUAAAGCAAAUUGGAGACAAUCUGAUUGUCCCCGGAGGUGUGAAGACCAUCGAGGCCAACGGGAAGAUGGUGAUCCCUGGAGGCAUUGACGUCCAUACCCACUUCCAGAUGCCUUACAAGGGAAUGACCACAGUGGACGAUUUCUUCCAAGGGACAAAGGCUGCCUUAGCGGGAGGCACCACCAUGAUCAUUGACCACGUGGUACCUGAACCUGAGUCUAGCCUGACAGAGGCCUAUGAAAAGUGGCGUGAGUGGGCCGAUGGGAAGAGCUGCUGUGACUAUGCUUUGCAUGUGGACAUCACCCACUGGAAUGACAGCGUCAAGCAGGAGGUACAGAGCCUCAGCAAGGAAAAAGGCGUUAACUCCUUCAUGGUUUACAUGGCCUACAAGGAUUUAUAUCAAGUGUCCAACACAGAGCUCUAUGAGAUCUUCACCUGCCUGGGAGAGCUGGGGGCCAUUGCUCAAGUUCAUGCCGAGAAUGGAGAUAUCAUUGCCCAGGAGCAGGCACGGAUGCUGGAAAUGGGGAUAACCGGCCCAGAAGGCCACGUUCUGAGCAGACCGGAAGAGCUGGAAGCUGAGGCUGUGUUCCGUGCCAUCACCGUCGCCAGCCAGACCAACUGCCCCCUCUAUGUCACCAAGGUCAUGAGCAAGAGCGCGGCUGAUCUCAUCUCACAAGCCAGGAAGAAAGGAAAUGUGGUCUUUGGCGAGCCCAUCACUGCCAGCCUGGGAAUAGAUGGAACUCAUUACUGGAGUAAGAACUGGGCCAAAGCAGCUGCGUUUGUGACAUCCCCACCUCUGAGCCCUGACCCUACCACACCUGACUACAUCAACUCCUUGCUGGCCAGCGGGGAUCUGCAGCUCUCUGGAAGUGCCCACUGUACCUUUAGCACUGCCCAGAAAGCCAUUGGGAAGGACAACUUCACAGCCAUCCCUGAAGGCACCAAUGGCGUGGAGGAGCGUAUGUCUGUCAUCUGGGACAAGGCUGUGGCCACGGGGAAGAUGGAUGAAAACCAGUUUGUGGCCGUGACAAGCACCAAUGCUGCCAAGAUAUUCAACCUGUACCCUCGAAAGGGGAGAAUAGCUGUGGGCUCUGACAGCGACCUUGUCAUCUGGGAUCCAGAUGCCUUGAAGAUUGUCUCUGCCAAGAACCACCAGUCGGUUGCCGAAUACAACAUCUUUGAAGGGAUGGAGCUGCGUGGUGCACCUCUGGUGGUUAUCUGCCAGGGCAAGAUCAUGCUGGAAGAUGGCAACCUGCACGUGACCCAGGGGGCUGGCCGCUUCAUUCCCUGCAGCCCAUUCUCUGACUAUGUCUAUAAGCGCAUUAAAGCAAGGAGGAAGAUGGCAGACCUGCAUGCAGUCCCAAGAGGCAUGUAUGAUGGACCAGUGUUUGACUUGACCACCACCCCCAAGGGGGGCACCCCAGCUGGCUCUACUCGGGGCUCUCCCACUCGGCCAAACCCGCCAGUGAGGAACCUCCAUCAGUCAGGAUUUAGCCUGUCAGGCACCCAAGUGGAUGAGGGUGUCCGCUCAGCUAGCAAACGCAUUGUGGCACCCCCUGGAGGCCGUUCUAACAUCACAUCCCUGAGUUAAGCCCUCCCAAAGAGGGAGGCAGAAGCAAGAAGAAAAAAAAAAAAUUGAAGCCAAAAUGGUACACCGAUAUUUAAGAAGGAACGUGAAUCCAUGCAGUUGAGAUCUAAAGAAUCACUAAGCCUCAAGCCUUAUGUUUCCCAAUGUUAUGCUCGCUUGCCUAGCUUUAUGAAUUGCUUUGGUUUCUGUUUUUGCAUACUCUCAAUUUCUUUGAACCCCACCCCCACCCCACCCCCACUUACAUGCAUGCGAUCAGACAGGCCACUAAGGUAGAUUCUGCAUAUUAUAGUGUUGAGAGCGUAUGUAGCACUGCAUCUUACAACAAGGGGACAGACAAAGCUGGGAUGUCGAGAAAAAAACGAAUGAAGGCACGAAGGGCCUUUGGAUGAUUGGGUGGUGGGAGCCCAGGGCAAGAUGGAGGGCACAAAGGGGCUGGGGUGGGACGUGUACUAGGGAGGUGGGUGGGUGGGGUGAGCAGAAGGGCAUUGUGUGUUGUAUUAUGAUGUGUGUUAAUUUCCAUGGAGGAUGGUCACAUAUGGCAGUGGUGCUCCAUCACAGUCCCCUGGGAUCUGCAGAGAUGGCAGGAGGUCUUUGGGUUCUGGACUUUGUCAUGUCCUUUCCUAGUAGAUCUUGUUUCCUUACCAUGUAUUGAAUGACAGAAUCCAGCCAUUUCUUCCACCUGUGAUGCCAGUUGCUUGCUCAGGCCUCUUUCUCCUGUGGCUUUCUAGUCUUCUAUUCCCAGCUGUGAAGACCACACACAGAUGAACAAAUGGACAGGUCUCUUCUUCUUUAGCUUCUUUGGGGCUCUUCCAAGGCUGCCAUGGAGAAUGCAGCCCCAGCUCUAUUUAGGGGAGGACAGGUAAGCUUAGACAGCCUUCCUUUCAGCCCUGGGGAGGUACUCCCCACCCUCCUCUCUAGUGUCUGCAAACUGAGUUAGGACCAUGGCAGAGCUAGAGCCAAAGGCUUCCUUUGCUCAUGGCGAAUGGCUAACCUCCUCAUCCCACACCUGAGCGCAUUUCCCGAUGUUAUUUCUUUUGGGAGAGCUGACUUUCUCUAUUGUUCCUAAACUUUGCUCCCAACAGUAAUCUCUGCUUCCGAGGGAGAGUACAGCAGAGAUGUAGGGAACCCAGCUUUGAGUAGCAGGAGUGCACUGUAUAACCACAUUUUCAAUGCUAAGCCAAGUGUUUCCUCGUCUGCUAGCAGAUCCCAGGGGCUGGGAUAUCACUUUUUAAUUGGUACUAAAUCUCUAGGGUGAUAUGGAUAAAGCGACAUGAUGCAGUUUUCUUGGUGUGCAACACAUAAGGGCAGUGGGCAGCAGUGGUAGCCUCCCUCUUUGUCUGUCAGAGUUGGAAGCCCGUGUUCCUAUCACACCAUUUCCAAAAUCAACCGUGAGCCAGAUUCUGUGAGCAAGGCAGGGGGGCUGUAGAAGCCAAGAUACUCUUCCUGCAGGAAACGUGGUAGUGACCUUGGCUCAGACUUCUGUGCUCUAGGGACCCACUCGGUGAGAAAUAUCACACUGCGCAUUAAGUACUCUGAAGAGCAGAGCAGGCCUCGUACACCUUCGAAGUACUUAGAGAAAACUCCAUCUCUGCCUGCAGGUGUUGUUUGGUUUUGCUGGGUUUUGUUUUUUGUUUUUUGUUGUUGUUGUUGUUGUUUUUUUUUUUUGAGGUGGGGAAUUUCUGUUUAUUUCAUUUUGUAGAGCUGGACAAUUGAGUCCAGGGCCUCUCAAAUGCUAGGCAAAACUCUGUCACGGUGCUUCAUCUUUGCUCCCCUUACAGCCCUGGCUGUAGGCUGUCAUAAAAUUUAGAACUAGAGAAAUAUGAACAGUUUGGAUACAUAAGGAUUUGGAAAUUGCCGAGGAAGGGAUUUUCCUGAGAAAGCUAUUCUGUUCUAAUCUUGAAAAAAGGCUUUCACCUCAGAAGAGGAAUCUUGCUUCUUUAAAGCUCUCAUGGUGCUUUCAUUUUAAAGGAGACUUUAGAAGAAAAAGAAUGGAAUGAAGUUUUGAGUUACAAUUCAAAUUUGGGGAUCAAUCCAGGAACACAGAAGGACUUUUAUACGCAAAGGGAGUUUGCCAGAUCUGAAGCUUGUAUACUAAAUACCUCAAAAGCUAGGCUCGGCAGCAGCAUAGGUUGUAGUACCAUCUGUGGCCACCAGAUGGGGGAAGAGACAUGUAAAUGAACUGUAAUUCUGCGCCUCCUCAACUGUGUGGUUCCCCAUGCCUGAGCCCUUCCAGGGUCUCUCUGAUCAUGAAAAAUAAACUCCUUUGGGUCAUUUGCACUGCACUUGGCAUUUCCAAAGUGUACCACUGUGCCGAAACCUUAUGUUCCACUCAAGUGUUCCUUUCCUGUGCAAGGAACAGCUUCUUGAAGUCCUCAAGGUGGGCAGGCGCCAUCUCAGGAUGCGUCUCUUUCUUCAUUCACUAUGAGUAGUGCCCAAGCCUCGUAAAUCCUGAGAAUCCCUUGGCAACUCCCCAACUGUUUUCUUAACAUGAGAAUUUUUCUAAGCAACAUGUUACUUGAGCUACAAAUCAAAAUGCAAAUUGCUUCUGCUUCACAGGCAGACAGCCGCAUUCCAGGGUGGGAGAGCGUGCUGGUACCAUCUUCUCUCAAGUAGCUCUGUCAUCGGGGCUUUCCACCAAGUCCCCUCUAAGAAUACUCUGCAGUCUCCAAACGCCAAGUUAUUGCUGAGCCCCCAAUGGCAACCUAUUGACAUUCUUUCUGAAAGGGCCACAGGCGUGAGUGGUUGAAACGGUCUUUCUGGAGCAAUUAAAUCAACCUCCUCAGUGGAGAAAUUUGUUACUUCUAAGUUUUUUGGGUUUUGUUUUGUUUUUUAAUCUAGUAGGAUUAUAGUCAUCCUCUAAAAUGGCCUUUCUCUAACUUCAAAGUCCACUGGUUCUAUGGGUCAUUUCUUUAUCAAGAUAUGCAGAGGUCUAUCUCCCAAGGCCUGAAUCCUAACUCUGGACUCCAUUCUAAUCAUUCUGCUCAGUCCCUUCCAAGAGGCGAGUGCUUGCCAACGUUGCUUCUUGCCACAAGCCUCCCAGAUCUCCUCCCCUUAGACCGUCCCAGCUUGAGUCCUGAUGCAGUCAUGCAUUCCUCGUAAUUCCCCUUUGAGACAUGGUGUGUGGGUGUUCAGUUCUGUGUCUGGUGGCUAUGGACAGACAGUGCGUCUCCCUGUGACCUGUGCUAGCUGUGAGGCAGCUCGGAUAUGGAAGAGCUGUUUGGUUUGAACCGUGAAGAAAACUGUGUAUUGAGUUAGCUGAGAUUAAAGAAACAAACGAACAAACAAACAAAAGCUCAUCACGUGACUGUUAAUGUAAACCUGGUUAUUAAAAUAAUUAUAAAAUUAC
This is a messenger RNA of Mus musculus (house mouse), 5477 nucleotides long. RefSeq names its product dihydropyrimidinase-like 3 (gene Dpysl3). Gene Ontology annotation, molecular function: hydrolase activity; SH3 domain binding; hydrolase activity, acting on carbon-nitrogen (but not peptide) bonds. The coding region runs from base 83 to 2134 and encodes 683 amino acids. Gene Ontology annotation, biological process: neuron development; positive regulation of neuron projection development; negative regulation of neuron projection development. The record is from RefSeq and is marked reviewed. The transcript is spliced from 14 exons. NCBI's taxonomy places the organism in Eukaryota, Metazoa, Chordata, Mammalia, Rodentia, Muridae. Gene Ontology annotation, cellular component: cytosol; cytoplasm; filamentous actin.